AUUAAGCCUUGAACUGUUAUUCUCUGAAUUUAAUAACUUUAAAUGUUGAAAUUACAUUUAAACAACCAAAUCAUAAAGUAUAUUUACAAGGUAUCAAUUCCAAAACUUUGAUCUUUAUACAAAGUGCUCCUAAAGUAGAAACCAUCUACCACUCACUCUCAUUCUCUCAACUUUGUUUCUCAUUCAAAAAGCUACAAAAAGACAAACACACAUUCAAACAAACACCCAAACAAGUGAAACAACUAACCAUCCUUCUUUAACAUUUCUUCUCCCUUUCCCUUUCUCUCUCACUCCCCUCAAAUCUCUCUCUUGUCCAUAAUAAUGCCAUUUCAUUCACACUCCCUCUUCCCACUCACUCCAUCACUCCUCCUUCUCCUCCUCCUCCUCCUCCUCUCUCUCCUCCACCCCUCCAUUGCACACUACAACCCACCACCCUCCUCCUCCUCCCCACUCCUCUCCCAAUGGGAGUCAGCGAGUGCAACAUACUACGCCGCGGCAGACCCCCGCGACAUCGUCGGUGGUGCAUGUGGUUACGGCAACCUCGAAAAAGCCGGCUACGGUAAAGCUACUGUUGGGUUGAGCACUGCUUUGUUUCACAAGGGUCAGAUCUGUGGCGCUUGUUUUGAAGUUAGGUGUGUUGAGGAUCUUCGGAAUUGUAUUCCGGGUACUUCUAUUCUUGUUACUGCUACUAAUUUUUGUGCUCCCAAUUUUGGGUUUGCUGCUGAUGCUGGUGGUCGCUGCAAUCCUCCCAAUAAGCAUUUUGUUCUUCCUAUUGAAGCUUUUGAGAAGAUCGCUCUUUGGAAAGCUGGCAAUAUGGCUGUUCAAUAUCGAAGGAUCCGAUGCAGAAAGGAAGGAGGGAUUCGGUUUACCAUCGAUGCAUCUGGAGUAUUUAUGUCUGUUCUCAUCAGCAAUGUUGCAGGGGCAAGUGAUGUUACCGCCGUAAAAGUUAAGGGGUCACAAACUGGAUGGCUUCCGAUGUCAAGGAAUUGGGGACAGAACUGGAUACUCAAUGCUAAUUUGGAAAAGCAGCCUCUUUCAUUCGAGGUCACUACAAGUGAUGGGGCUAUUCUCAAAUCAUAUAAUGUAGCUCCAAGGAGUUGGAAAACUGGCCAAACAUUUGAAGGAAAACAAUUCGAUUAGAGAGCUACAAUUUGUGAUCUUAUACUACGAAAUUAUUGGAUUAGAGUUCAGUUGUAUAAGCUAUUCUUGCACCACCUUCAUUAGUUAGGUUAAACUAAAGAAUGAGCCAAAGGCUUAGGAUAAAUUCUAGAUCUCUGUAUCAUUGUAUAUGGAUGUACACUAUUCCCCAUUUUUGAGGUAAAUGGAAUUUAUGGCUGGUAGGUCAUUGCCAUCUUCUUUACU
This is a messenger RNA of Chenopodium quinoa (quinoa), 1362 nucleotides long. RefSeq names its product expansin-A13-like. The coding region runs from base 322 to 1140 and encodes 272 amino acids. The record is from RefSeq and is a predicted model, not a curated record. Gene Ontology annotation, biological process: plant-type cell wall organization. The transcript has 2 exons. Gene Ontology annotation, cellular component: extracellular region. Lineage: Eukaryota; Viridiplantae; Streptophyta; Magnoliopsida; Caryophyllales; Amaranthaceae.